Sorghum bicolor (sorghum) is the source of this 1557-nucleotide messenger RNA. RefSeq lists its product as uncharacterized. The transcript is spliced from 3 exons. NCBI's taxonomy places the organism in Eukaryota, Viridiplantae, Streptophyta, Magnoliopsida, Poales, Poaceae. The coding region runs from base 1 to 1557 and encodes 518 amino acids. Gene Ontology annotation, molecular function: protein binding. The record is from RefSeq and is a predicted model, not a curated record.
AUGGCCAUGGCGGCCUCGGCUGGAGAUGUCGAUCGGAUCAGCGCCCUUCCCGACGAUUUGCUUCACCUCAUCCUGGGCUUCGUGCGCGACGCCAAGUCCGUCGUUCGCACGGCCACGCUGUCCAGGCGAUGGCGGCGCGUGUGGAUCUAUGCGCAGCAACACCCAAAAUCUCUCAGCAUCAGCUUCUCCAGAUCUUCGCUCGUGUACACCUCGCAGGAGAAGGUCAACGGGUUGCUCCGCUACGCCAUGCAGCGCGUCGUCAAAUCUUUCCGUCUUGCCCUCCCAGUCCUAAGGGUAAGGGCAACGUCGUCGUCGUCCCCUCUCCGUGUGGAUGGACCGCUGGCUGUCGUGUUGCCCGACCAUGGGAGGAUGACGUCCAUCUCGUUGUCCCUAAAAGCACGCUACAGGAUCCAGCUUCCGGUGUCCGCGUCGGCCAUGUACGAAGCGCUUACAGAGCUCAAGCUUACCAAUGUGUCCUUCUUCGGCGACGAGGACGACUGCAGCGCCGCCGGGCGUACCCUUGGAGACUUCGUGUCGUCCUGCUGCCCUCGCCUGCGUAAACUUGACCUCCUCUUGCUCAAAGGAUUGGCCCAGCUUGCCAUCCGCUCCGAGACGCUCGAGACGUUUAAGCUUCGAUCUGCAGAGGACCUCCGAGUGCUGGACGUCGCCGCACCCAACCUUGGCGUCCUCGAGCUACACGACUGCUUUGGCGAUGGCAGCGACGACGUCGACAACGACGAGCACGUCACUGUGGCCAGAACCAGAAUCAUCGUGUCGUCGUCGAGGCUGCAGGAGAUUGGGAUACGCCACCUUUACUGGUGGUGUCGCCGUCCGGACCUGGAGAUACAAGACCUAACAAGUGUUUGCCGGAUCAGCAGUCUUCGUGUAAACAUGCACGGGCAAUACUAUGAUCGCGCCACGGACGUUGGUUUCUGGCUGUUGGAGAAGUGCCCUAGCGUUGAACACCUAGACGUGGAGCUUGAACAUCAGCCGUCUCCUAGCAGUGUCAUCGAGGGUCAUCAUCACGUUAUUGCUGAUUUGACGUUGGAAGACGCGGCGCCAUUUGCCAGUGUUAGGAGCAUGGAUAUCACCAUGAGCGCACAUCAGUUUCAAGAUUGUCAACUAGUGUCGAGUAUAUUUGCGCUGCUUCUGAAGUGCCCACGCCUGAGAUCGUUGAGUAUUAGGAUCGUUGACGAAGAUGCAGCAACAAGCUGGAUGCCAAUGCCACGGAAGUGUUUCUUCUGUGAUGAUCAGUAUGCGUGGACAGAUCACCGGGCGAUCUCCUUGGAAUCACUUGAAGACGUGAGAUUAAUCGGUUUCGGAGGAGCGGAUGAGGACAUGGACCUUGUGAGAUUGUUAUUUUCAAGCUCCAAGAACUCAAUCAAGAGCAUGACUUUAGAAGAAAUAACUAAGACUUCCGGUACGGUUUCUUUGAAACGGAUGACGGCAGAAGAUGAUGAUGGCACGGAGACGAUUGAUCAGAAACUAAUGAAUAUCCCUGCGGUUGAUCGCGGGCGUUGGCAUUUUGGGGACGCCAUAUACACUUGGACGUGCUAG